UCAUUUUUGAUGGUCUGGAUGAGUGUCGACUUCCUCUAGACUUCAAAAACAAUGAGAAGUGCUGUGAUGUCACGAAGCCAACCUCAGUGGACGUGCUGCUGACAAACCUCAUCAAGGGGAAUCUGCUUCCCUCUGCUGUCCUCUGGAUAACCUCACGGCAUGCAGCAGCCAAUCAGAUCCCUCCUGAGUGUGUUGACCAGGUGACAGAGGUACGAGGGUUCAAUGAUCCACAGAAGGAGGAGUAUUUCAGGAAGAAAAUCACAGAUCAGAAUCUGGCCAAUGAAAUCAUCAAACACGUGAAGACAUCAAGGAGCCUCCACAUCAUGUGCCACAUGCCAGUCUUCUGUUGGAUAUCAGCCACUGUCCUUGAGAUGAUACUGAAAGAGGCAGAGAAGGAUGAAGUCCCCAAAACUCUGACCCAGAUGUACUCACACUUCAUGCUCAUCCAAAUCAUUGUGAAGAACAGGAAGUACAACAAAGCCACAGAGACAAACCCAAAGGAACUGUCUCAGUCAGACAAAGAGAUGAUCCUUAAACUGGCAAAGCUGGCUUUCCAACAGCUGCAGAAGGGCAACCUGAUCUUCUAUGAGGAGGACCUGAGAGAGUGUGGCAUUGACGUCACAGAGGCAUCAGAGUACUCAGCAUUGUGUACAGAGAUCUUUAAAGAAGAAUCUGGGCUGUACCAAGACAAGGUCUACAGCUUUGUGCAUCUGAGCAUUCAGGAGUUUCUAGCAGCAGUGCAUGCUUUAGAAUCAUGUCUGGAC
Oncorhynchus masou masou (cherry salmon) is the source of this 764-nucleotide messenger RNA. Its product is annotated as protein NLRC3-like. NCBI's taxonomy places the organism in Eukaryota, Metazoa, Chordata, Actinopteri, Salmoniformes, Salmonidae. The annotation marks the transcript as partial. The record is from RefSeq and is a predicted model, not a curated record. The transcript has a single exon. Gene Ontology annotation, biological process: intracellular signal transduction.